GAGAACUCGGAUGAAAAAACUCCAUUAAUUGGCGUUGACAGUAUGGAGAAAUCAGACAUGAACGGCUUGGAAAAUCAGGAAAUUCCUGAUUCAAAAAAGAAAAAGGGAAUGACAAAAAAUAAGUUGUUGGUUGUAGUCUGCAUUCUUAUGUGUGAAUUGUGUGAGAGGCUAACUUACUACAGCUGUGUUGCUAAUCUUGUUUUGUACUGUACAUCCAAGUUGGAGUUACCCACCAGCACUGCUACAACGGUCAGUCUCAUUUUCUCAGGAACGGUGUUUAUAAUACCAGUUUUUGGAGGAUAUAUAGCAGACACCAUAGCAGGAAAAUACAAUACCAUUCUUGGUGCUGGACUCAUUUACUUGUUGGGAUUGUUUUUGCUACCAGCUUCGGCAGUUGAUUACAGUAAAUGGUUUGGGCAGGAUAAUGAAGGGGCUAGUUAUGAUAUGACUGUAGAAACCAGAAAGUCUUUCUUUUUUUCUGGUUUGGUAUUUAUUGCUCUUGGGACAGGUGGCAUAAAAGCAAAUGUUGGACCAUUCGGAGCUCAGCAGGUGGACGAUAUGGGACCAGAAGCAGUGCAGUCGUUCUUUAAUUGGUUUUACUGGUUUAUUAACGCUGGUGCUUUGGUUGCAUACUCUGGUGUUGCAUAUAUUCAACAGAACAUCAGCUUCGAGAUUGGUUUUCUGAUCCCAUUAGUCAGCAUGUUUAUUGCUCUUAUAUUGUUUGUUAUUGCCAAAGGUCAAUAUGUUAUCACUCAACCAGGCGGCAGCAUAUUACAAGAUUCUGUAGGAGUAUGUAUGGCUACAAAAUGUCGAGGAUUUGACAAAGCUCGAGGUCCAUACAGCAAUGAUAUGGUUGAUGGCGUGAUUGCAGUGCUGAGAAUUCUACCGGUCUUUCUUCUAAUAAUCAUAUACUGGGCUAUCUACUCUCAGAUGCAAUCUUCCUUUUUCCUGCAGAGUGAGCGAAUGAAUAUUUAUAUUGGCGAUGCUAAGAUGCCUGCAGCUCUUCUUAAUAUAUUUAAUACAAUUAUAAUCUUGAUUCUCAUACCAAUUAUGGACAGAGUAGUUUAUCCAUUCUUAGCAAAAAUAAACAGAAGCCCAACACAUCUUCAAAGAAUAGGCGUUGGAUUUAUUCUUGCCACGUUAUCAGUGGUUGUGGCUGGUAUUUUAGAGAUUUAUCGUAAAAAGAAUUUAGCAUCUACUGGUGGAGUAACACAAGAUCUAGCAGGCGAUACUUUCAAUGCAUCUACUAUAUCAUUCUUUGCUCAAGUUCCAGAAUUCGCGCUUGUUGGAGCAAGUGAAGUUUUCACCAGCAUUUCAGGACUUGAAUUUGCAUAUUCCCAGGCUCCAGACUUUAUGCAAGGUGUAUGUAUGGGAUUGUUUCUAAUGAUGUCAGGAUUGGGAAACUAUGUAUCAGAAGCUAUAUUGAAGAUUGUCAGGGCAGCUACUGGAUCCGAACCACCAGAUUCAUGGUUUCCAGAUGAAAUAAACGAGGGUAAAACAGAAUAUUUAUUCUUCCUGCUUGGAAUAUUGAUGUUUGUUGAUUUCGUUAUUUUUGUGUUUGUUGCAAAAUGUUAUAAAUACAGAAAAACCCAGGCUGAAAAUUAUGAAGCAUUAACAGUACCUGAAAAACAAGUUCUAUCAGAAAAACAGGCACCACCAGGAUAUGACAAUGCUGUAUAUGCCGAUGAAAGUUAUUCAACAAAGUUUUAACAAAACAGAUUUAUUCUUUUAUAUACGGUUAAUAUCGGCGAUACAAACAACGCAUUCAAGUAAAUAUCAUAACGACGAAUAUUUAUAGCAAUCGUGAAUUUUUACCGCUACGACUGCAUCAUCAUUGCAAGGCUUUGAUAUUUCUUUUCCAUUUAUCAAUAUACAUUCUCUGAAAAAAGCCAAUACUUAUACACAUUUUAAUGGAAAGUUUUGAUAGUUGAUUUUUAAAUUUCUCUUUAAAUGUUUCGUUGAAUAAAAUUUGAAUUGUA
This is a messenger RNA of Mytilus californianus (California mussel), 1979 nucleotides long. RefSeq names its product solute carrier family 15 member 4-like. The record is from RefSeq and is a predicted model, not a curated record. Gene Ontology annotation, cellular component: membrane. Lineage: Eukaryota; Metazoa; Mollusca; Bivalvia; Mytilida; Mytilidae. Gene Ontology annotation, molecular function: transmembrane transporter activity. The transcript has 10 exons. Gene Ontology annotation, biological process: oligopeptide transport; transmembrane transport. The coding region runs from base 43 to 1710 and encodes 555 amino acids.